AUGCCUGCUCACUUCACCAACCCGCUCGCCCUGUCGCUGUCGGCCCUCGCCGCCGCCGCGCACCUCGCCGCCGCCUCGCCUCUCCGACCCGCCUUCGCAGCAGGAGCAGGCGCCGCUCCUCUCGAGGCUCGCUCGCCCGCCCCAGUUCCGGCGCCAGCACCUCAAGCCCUCACCGUGCCGCUCGUGCGCCGCGGUGCUGCCCUCGAGAAGCGCCGCGAUGCCGACAGCUUCCUGCGCAAGGCCCAGGGCAUGCGCAGCAAGUACGGCGCGUGGGCUCCCGGCUCGCGCGACUCGACCGCCGGCCAGCAGCAGAAGCGCCAGAAUGACGUGCCCAUGACCAGCUACCAGGACUCCGAAUGGUACGGCGAGAUCGACGUCGGCACGCCUCCUGCCGCCUUUUCGGUCGUCCUCGACACGGGUUCGGCCGACCUCAUCCUCGCCGAGACGGGCUGCAACGGCUGCUCGGCCAACACGCCGGGCUACGAGCCGUCUACCUCGUCGACCUCGGCCACGUCGCAGUCGGCCUUCUCGAUCCAGUACGGCUCGGGCUCAGCAUCAGGCACCCUCGUCCGCGACACGAUCUCGAUCGGCAACUUUACGCAGCCCGACCAGAUCUUCGCGGCGUGCGACACGCUCGAGAACAUUGUCGACGGCACCAUCAGCGGCAUCCUCGGCCUCGGCUGGACCGCGCUCGCCAGCUCGGGCGAGACGCCGCUCGUCGAGGCGCUGUGGCGCAACGGCACCCUCCCCGAGGGCGUCUUUGGCUUCGCGUUCGAGACGCACACUUUCACGACCGCCUCGUCGCCGACCGCGCCCGGCGGCACCCUCACGAUCGGCGGCGUCGACACGAGCGCCUUCUCGGGCGAGCUCAACUGGAUCAACAUCGUGCAGCCGGCGGCCUACUGGGCCAUCCCGCUCCAGGACGUUCACGUCGGUGGCCAGUCGCUCGGCCUCACCGACGCCGCCGUCGUCAUCGACACGGGCACGACGCUCAUCGGCGCGCCGCAGCGGUUCGCCGAGGCCGUCUACGCCCAGGUGCCCGGCGCGGCGUCCAUCUCGCUCCAGGGCGAGAGCGGGUACUACUCGUUCCCGUGCAGCCAGAGCGUCAACGUCAGCAUGACGUUCGGCGGCGUCGAGUACACGAUCGCCCCCGACCAGUUCAACGCCGGCGCCGUCAACUCGCGCGGCUCGCUGUGCCUCGGCGCCGUCUUUGCGCUCGAGACGAGCGCGUCGAGCACGGUCGACAUCAUCGUCGGCGACGCGUUCCUGACGGGCGUGUACUCGGCGUACCGGUUCUCGGACCCGCCCGCCGUGGGCUUUGCGACUCGCGGCAGCGGCGGCAGCGCCAACACGGGCACGACCGACUCGUCGUCGUCGGGCAGCACGGGCGCCGCGAUGACGGUGCCCGUCGGCAAGGCCGCAGGCGCGAUCGCGCUCGCCGCGUCGGUCGCCGCCCUCGUCCUCGCGUGACCGCGGUCCCCUCCUUCCCUCCUCGCCUUCUCCUUCCUUGUAGCUCUUUCCUCCCCUCUUCCUUCUCUGUCCGUCGCACGCACCAGACCCACCUACACGCCCUUGUACAUCCCCUGUCGCCUCGCCCUAGCUUUAUCGAACCUCCUUCUCGCAUCCCGCAACCACGGACGCUGCCUCGUUCUUCCUCUC
This is a messenger RNA of Rhodotorula graminis WP1, 1659 nucleotides long. RefSeq lists its product as uncharacterized. The record is from RefSeq and is a predicted model, not a curated record. Gene Ontology annotation, molecular function: aspartic-type endopeptidase activity. The coding region runs from base 1 to 1470 and encodes 489 amino acids. NCBI's taxonomy places the organism in Eukaryota, Fungi, Basidiomycota, Microbotryomycetes, Sporidiobolales, Sporidiobolaceae. The transcript has 4 exons. Gene Ontology annotation, biological process: proteolysis.